This is a messenger RNA of Peronospora matthiolae, 1158 nucleotides long. Lineage: Eukaryota; Oomycota; Peronosporomycetes; Peronosporales; Peronosporaceae. The record is from the annotation of a GenBank genome assembly.
AUGACCAGCUCCUCCUCCGCCUCGUGGCUGAGCAAACUCAAGGGACUCGACGCGUACCCCAAGACCAUCGAGGAGUUCAAAGUCCGCACGUCCCAAGGUGGUUUCUUCUCCCUCUUGGCGAUGGGAUGCGUCUCCCUCUUGCUCGUGUCCGAGCUGCGCUUCUACUUUGCUACCGACACUGUGGACAAAAUGGUCGUGGACGGCGGCCGCAACCACCUCCUGGCCAUCAACUUUGACGUGGAGUUUCCGCUCAUGCCUUGCGCCGUUGUGGCGCUCGAGUCCGUCGACAUGGCGGGGAACGUGCACCACGAUAUCGAGCACGACGUGGAGAAGACGAGGCUGGAUCGACGUGGGAAGGUGCUGGCGGAAGGCGUGCGGGACGUUCUGGGGGGAGCGAUGAUUAAUAGCACGGAGCUGCACAAAGAAGCGGCCAAGAUUGUUUGUGGGAGCUGCUACUCUGCUGGAGAGCCAGAAGAGUGCUGCAACACGUGCGCGGACGUAGAAGCGGCUUAUGUCCGCAAGGGCUGGUUGAUGCCGAGUCUUCACACGAUCGCACAGUGUCAAGAGCUGGAGGUGGAAAAAGUGCUGCGUGGAGAAGUGGAAGAAGGGUGCCGGAUCAAGGGCACGCUUGUUGUCUCGAAGGUUGCUGGCAAGCUGUACUUUGCUCCGUCUAAGAUUUUUCGCACGGGAUACUUGUCGUCGCAGGAUCUCAUUGACGCCACUUUCGACGUCUUUGAUACGUCGCACACCAUUCAUUCGCUGUCCUUCGGCGAAGCGUAUCCGGACAUGAAAAACCUGUUGGAUAAUCGCCAGAAGAAACUCCCCGAGAAGUCGGUUCGUGGCUCGUUCCAGUACUUCCUAAAGGUAGUGCCCACGGAGUAUACGUUUUUGUCUGCAAGCCGUAUCAUCACGAACCAGUUCUCAGUCACGGAACACUUUCGCCAGCUCACGUCUACAAGUGACAAGGGUCUACCAAUGGUUUCGUUCAGCUACACGUUUUCGCCAAUCAUGUUUCGCAUUGAACAGUACCGUGUGGGCCUUCUUCAGUUCCUCACUAGCGUCUGCGCGAUUGUGGGAGGCGUGUUUACGAUUCUUGGCAUCAUGGACUCGCUCGCGUUUCGAGUUUCGAACAGAACGAGCAGCACGCCGCUGCUCUGA